Messenger RNA from Punica granatum (pomegranate), 3153 nucleotides. The record is from RefSeq and is a predicted model, not a curated record. NCBI's taxonomy places the organism in Eukaryota, Viridiplantae, Streptophyta, Magnoliopsida, Myrtales, Lythraceae.
CGGGUACUCACGCCUCACAGCCCUCAACAUCCUCCAGCCGGCCAGCAAGCCAGCGCUUGUUUCCCUUCUCGCCGGCCUCCUCUUAUCACUGUCUUCGUCUUCUCCACCUCACUGCAUCGACUCCUCACCUAUACUCAGGUUAGAAUUCUUUUCAUUCAUGCUCAGUAAUGCAAACUGGAAGCUUGUCCCGCAGCCAUUUGCAUUCAAGAUGUUCGAUGUUUGUCCCAGCUGACCAAAACAUUUGACUCUGCCACCUGUUGUUUGAUUGUCUGAUACGGAUGGAGUUUCAAUGUUGCUGAGGCGCUUCUUUCCCGCUACAGUCCGGUCGUGGAAUCCCUUGAGUCGAUCAAUCCGCACAUCGGCCCGUGACCCGUUCCCCAGCAAAGUGUCCCACUACCUCUAUCGUGCGAAAGUAAUAGACGCCAUUCGUCUUGCUCUCAGAUCCAACUCCGCCAGUUCCCUGUCCGCCUCCUUAAAUGACCGCCUUUUGGAUUCCUUCAUCGUCGCGCAAGCUAUCCGCUCCUCUCCUUCAGCCGAUUGCUCUCUUUCGAUCAUAGAGACCCUCAAAUCGAACUCAAACUUCACCCACACUCAGUCUACAGUCCAUGCUCUAGCCUCUAUGUUGGCAAAGUUCGGUCGAAGGGUGGAACUCGAUGCCCUGGUCGACUCCAUUAAUUCGAGGAGCUUUAAGAAUGUAUGUGUUAGCUAUAUGAACCUUAUGAAAUGGUAUGCAGAGAUGGAGGACCUUGACUCGGUACUUGAUGCGUGGGAUAAGUAUAGAAAGGAGUCUGAUAAACGUGUUUGCGCGGAAUCUUACAACAUCAUGAUGCGACUUUAUGCCCAUAAAGGUUUGGACUCUGAGGCCGUGGAUGUUUUCUAUAGGAUGACCAAUGAAGGGGCUAUUCCUAACUGUAGAACUUUUACAAUUAUGAUCGAACACCUCGUGAAGUCAGGGAGACUGGACUCUGCAUUUGAGGUUUUCCAGAUCCUGCCGCGGAUGAGAAUCAAACGGACAUUGAAGCAGUACUCGAUUCUUGUCGAAGAGUUUAUCAGGGUCGAGAGGUUCAACGAGGCGGGGACUUUGCUCAAUGAGAUGCGGGCUGAGGGCAUACUACCUGGGCGAGCUCUCUUCUCCUCUUUGCAGACCAUGAGGGAUUCAGGACAUAUUCGUGAGACUGAUGAUCUUCUUUGUGAGAUGUUACCGGACGGGAGAAUAAGGAGUGUAGAAUAUUAUGCAAGUAAUACUGACGAUGGUGAUUCUGAUGAGGAUGAGAAUGAUGGCGAGAAUAAGGUUGAGGAUGUUAAUGAGCUUUCUAAUGGCAUAGUGGCUAAGGAGCUCAGAUUAAAACCUUGGUUCGAUCCUGGAGCUUUGGCAGGCGCCUUAAAUAGCUGGAACCCAGACGAGGUCUUGGCAUUGGAGAAUGCUAAAUUCGUGUGGACGACUCGGUUGGUCUGUAAGAUCCUCAGGAACUUCAAAUCACCCGAAUCAGCCUGGAAUUUCUUCUGUUGGGUUGCUUGUCAGCCGGGAUUCACCCACGAUGUCUACACAGUCCAGAGGAUGAUGACUCUGUUAGCACGGCAUGGGCGGGUUCAAUUAGUCGACCAACUCAUGCUGAAAAUUGCGAGGGAGGGUAUAAAGCUUCCCUAUAGCACCAUCAAGUUGAUCAUCGAGUUCUAUGGCUUGUCUAAAAAUCCUGAUGCUGCACUGAAGGUUUUCCGUCAUGGUAAGGCUCUCUGUGGGACCAUAUCUAAUUUCAACCUGAUGGUACUGUACUCAACCCUGUUAAGGACGCUGACCAAGUGCUCAAGGGAGUCUGACGCCCUCAGUUUGCUCGAUGAGAUGAUACUGAAUGGGAGCCCAGAUGCCCAAACAUUUUCGGGCUUGAUGGACCAUUUUGCUCUCGAGGGCGACAUCAAGAUAGUGCAGAAGUUGUUCACGAUGGUCAAACAGAGUGGGUUGGAGCCUAAUGGCUACAUGUUCAAAGUUCUGAUAUGUGGCUAUUGCAAGUGCAACAGGGCAGCCCUUGCGUGGAGGAUUUUUGAAGAUAUGAGGUAUUCAGGUCUUAUGCCUGAUGCCCCCACAAAGGACCUGCUCGUGAAGAGUCUUUGGAAGGAAGGGAAGAGGAAAGAGGCUGCAGCCGUGGAGGAAAGCUGCGAUCGUGUAAGUGGUUCGCUUCCUCUCGCUUUACGCGGGCAUGUUUGGACUGUGAGCUCUGCUGAUCUUGAUCGAGUCUAUGAUAUUUAUGCAAGUAGUUUCAUGUCAUGUGAUGGAUCCAAGACGUGAGACCAGGAAGUGUGCUUGAUGGAGAUAAUUGAAGCGGAAUACUUCUAUCCUCGAUCAUCUCUGAAGAUUGAAAUACUUCUGUCCUCAAACAUCUCUGAAGAUUGAACUAUGUGUCACUUAUCUUUAUAUGGAGGAGCUGUGUUUUGAUGGAUUGGAUUCCCUCGUUGCAGAAAUCUUGCGUUAGAUGCAAAGUUUUGCCAGAGGGCCUAGUCACAUAAAGUUUAUCAGUGUAGUUAGGAUCUAUAAAAUUUUAAACUCCCAUUCUACACUGAUAAACCUCUCCUCCAUCUCCCUUGGGUUUUCGCUCCUCUCACUAUCCGCCAUACCUUGGCUUGCUCUCAUGUCCUGUUGGGAGCCCAACUAUCCCAUUUUGCCCCUCUCACUACCCAGCCAUACCUUGGCUUGCUCUCAUGUCCUGUUAUGGGGCCCACUAUCCCAUAUCGGAAAGAGACGAGGGGCUGGGCACCUAUGGAAAUCAAACUUUCACCUCAUCCCUGAUAGGUGCCACCAUUUCGAGGAUCAAAUUCAGCGGUUCUCUGCAGUGGACAAUCUCUUCGGUGAGCCUACCAUAUUUCAAUACAUGUUUAUGUCAUAAAUGCAAUCACUGCUAGAUGUUUAUUUAUUGUUAGCUACGAUCCAGCUCUUGCGCUUAGCAAAUCAUCGGCUUGGAAAGCAAAAUGAUGUUUUUCGCUUUGUAGCCAUGGAGUAAAUCUAAAAGGAGUCUAGUGAAGUCAUCAUUUAAUUGUACUUGCAUUACUCAGAAACUAUCUCAGCUUAAAUACCUCUCCCUCUGCCUACUGAUCCACUUCGAUUUGUCAUGGUAUAAACGACCGAUUCCACUUUACUUGGGGAUGCUAUAAUUAAACUCA